AUGGGUAGGAGGCAAAAUCCUCUCAUUGGCGAGUACUUCCAACGCGGCGCCAAAAUUGGCGACUCCUCUAAUCGUUACGCCCAAACUUGCAGGCGUUGCGGCCAACAAUUCCCGAAGGGCCGAAAUGAAUGCCUUGUUGCACAUUUGACCAAGAAAUGCGCAUCAAUGUCGUAUGAAGAGCGUACGAAGAUUGUCUUGCGCCUCCACAAUCUGGCUCUUCCAAAUGUCAAUCCAAACGUAACUAUGACGCCCACUUCUAGUAAAAUAGGAGCGACAAGAGAUGCCACACAAGGACAACACCGUGACAAUGUCAAUCAAGCACACAGACAACAGAAUUUCAACGGCCUGAAUGUAUUGGCUGAAGCCUCUCGUCAAGUUGGAGGGAACGGACAGCCCGACUCGGGCUACAUUUCCGCAGAGCAAGCUCAAAUUCCUGCCCAGAGUCAUUCUCAUGCUCUUCCAGUUGAUCCACGGCUGGAAUCAGAUGCCAUGACCUUAACCGCAGAUCUCGACAAUGACAUGGGCAUGAGGAAUAGUGAAGGAUUUAUAGCCACAACUGCACCGAGCCUUGCGUCCAUGUACCCAUUUGCUACUAAUGGACAUCCAGUCAGUCACGACGACGCCCCGUCACUUCAGAACGUUAACGGCCAUACGCCGGAUCUCACAACUAUUGCUGCCUCGGCCACCGAAACACUUGCCAAUGGGAUGAUCGACGGUGACUUGGGCGUGGGACAUGAUGUCUCAGCUGCCAUUCUUUCUGAUCUAACCUGGCCAACAAUGGCCACAUCCCAAGCUUUUACCCAGGAGGCUGAAAACACACAUACAGCAUCUGUGACGGGCCGAAGUGCAGCCGAGCGUCCCCCUCAGAAUUUGCGUCCGAUUGCCAUGAAUCCUGAUCCUCAAACAACACGUUUUGUGACCGAUUCAGGAACGGCGGAAAAGGGGUCAAAGGCAAAACCUCGUGGCAAGUUUGCCCCGGAACGACGAAAAGAAGUUCAAGAAGUGCGCAAGCUCGGUGCUUGCUUGAGAUGUCGAAUGCUUAAGAAGGUCUGCUCACAAGAGACUCCCUGCCAGACUUGUUCGGCGGUAGAAAGUCCUCGGCUGUGGAAAGAUACGUGCAUCCGCACCAAACUCGUGGACGAGUUUCCUCUUUACUCAGUGACGCUCUUUGCUUCCCUGGCAUUUCAUCAGAUUACUGCUUUGAAGUCUGGCAGCAUAAUUCAGCAGUCUGAUAGUCUUAUCGAGGCAUAUCACUUCGCAAAUACGAAAAUUGUCUUCAAAAGUCUCAAAGCCGCCCGUUUACGGCAAGAUCGGCCUCAAACUGGACAGCCUGACGGAUUAAUCAGUGAAUUCACAUUCGUUAUCGACUCCGACAGCGAGAGUGGCGGGCAUGAUGUCGAACGAUAUCUCCAAGCAGUUCAUAAUGAUGUGGUCGAUCAGGAGCCGUCGGUAUUGAUGAAGACAAGCCUUGGAUUCGCAGUUACGAUCCACGAAAAUCAAAUCAAUUUGAGGACUGAGAAGGUCGACAACCUCAUUUCAGAAGUCAUCGAGCUCUGGGUUGCCACUACGAUUCUCACCGACCCGAACAUGAGACCCCAGUUUGCUGUCAAUAAUGGUGAGACUGAUAGUCGCAAUGUGAUUGAUGAGGAAUUGUCACCACUUUCUUAUUUCGUGAUGACCCUGCAAUUUCGAGCAGCCGUCGAAAAAAGAGCAGGCGAUCUUUGGAAAGGGGCCGUGCACCAGUUGGAACAGCGUCUACUUUCUCGAAACAGAGCAAGCAACUUUGAGACCUUCUUGACCGCAUUUAUCAUGCUAAACUGUGCAGAGCGCAUGUCCUGGCUUUAUCAGGCAUGGGAGGAAGAAGAAUUGCGACCAGCCCUUUGGCCGCUUGAACAUCAACCACAGAUAUAUGUCAAGAGAGCUAAGACUUUCGCGAAGAUAAUUCACUUGAUGUUACAUCUUCGUCAGCUGGAGCCGAAAAUCACGGUCGACCCCGAGUCUCGAAUUAUUGUUCCUCGCCACAAUGGAGACGCGAACCUUUCCCUGUGGCUUGCGAGCGUUCGACUUACUCAAGAUUCCUUGAUGGUAUGUGAAUCCGCACAAUUCGAUCCGAGAGAUGGCAGGUCUCUGGAUGGAUCCCUGUCAACUCGCUUGCUCCGACUUUAA
This is a messenger RNA of Rhinocladiella mackenziei CBS 650.93, 2166 nucleotides long. RefSeq lists its product as uncharacterized. The record is from RefSeq and is a predicted model, not a curated record. The transcript has 2 exons. Gene Ontology annotation, biological process: regulation of DNA-templated transcription. Lineage: Eukaryota; Fungi; Ascomycota; Eurotiomycetes; Chaetothyriales; Herpotrichiellaceae. Gene Ontology annotation, molecular function: zinc ion binding; DNA-binding transcription factor activity, RNA polymerase II-specific. Bases 1 to 2166 code for a protein of 721 amino acids.